This is a messenger RNA of Corylus avellana, 1164 nucleotides long. Its product is annotated as protein LURP-one-related 8. Lineage: Eukaryota; Viridiplantae; Streptophyta; Magnoliopsida; Fagales; Betulaceae. The record is from RefSeq and is a predicted model, not a curated record.
UACCAACCAACCAAAAAUUCCAAAGCGUGUAUAUAUAAAUAAAUCCGGAGGACUCCAUUGGCAAGUUGCCUCUCUCUCUCUCAAACACUCUCGCAGCGUCUCUACAGACUAAGAAUACAUCAGCAGCAUUUCGAUUACGGUAAUGACAAAGGUAUUCCCCAACAACGUAUCUGAGAGGCUCAAUUCCACCCCGUGCUCCCCCGACGGGAAUGGGGACGCGGCAAUCCUAACGGUGUGGAAGAAGUCUCUGCUGUUGAACUGUAACGGAUUCACGGUAUUCGACGGCAAGGGGAAUCUGGUGUUUAGAGUGGAUAACUACUUGGCCGGCCAUAAGGGUGAGAUCGUUCUCAUGGACGCUGGGGGCAAGCCUCUCCUCACCAUCCGGCGCAAGAGGUUGAGCCUAGGGGACAACUGGCUGGUGUACGAUGGAGAGACGGCCGUGAAUCCCAGAUUUUUGGUGAGGAAGCAGGUGAAUAUUCUCAACACAAAGUGCUUGGCCAACGUCAGCUCAGGCAGUAACAGUAACAACGACAACGAUGAGGAAAGUGGGAUUACUUGCUCAUCAUCAUCCACCUCCAGCAAGAACCUUUUAUAUCAGAUCGAGGGUUCCUACACACAACGAUGCUGCGCGGUGUUGGACAAAAAGCGGAGACGCGUGGCAGAGAUCCAGAGGAAGGAGUCCGUGGGAGGAAUGACCUUCGGCCUCGACGUAUUCCGCCUCGUUGUACAGCCUGAAAUCGACGCACCGCUCGCCAUGGCACUGGUCAUUCUUCUAGACCAGAUGUUCGGAUCUUCCAGACGCCUUUCCCAUUAAUUAGAUUCCACCGUACCGCUCAAGCAAUUGGAUCGAACCGACCGAACGGAUCAUCCUUCGUUAGCUACACACCAACCGCACUACCACGUACAGCUACCGCCACAGCUCAUGGCACUAUGGCAGGACCAUUUUUCGUCUUUUUUUUUUUUUUUUCCGGUAUGGAUAUAUAUAUCUUCCCAACCCUUCUCUUUUUCUUUCUGGGUUUUCUGUUCCACUCCCCCACCUCCCCCCCUUUUUUCCUUUUUUGUAAGAAGAUGGAUGCUUGGUUUUUUCCUUUUAUAUAAAAAACCAGGCUCCAACUGAGGAGGUAUAUAAUUCUUCAAAAACAGGAGAACAAAAUAUGGCAGAGU